Messenger RNA from Toxorhynchites rutilus septentrionalis, 2191 nucleotides. RefSeq lists its product as uncharacterized. NCBI's taxonomy places the organism in Eukaryota, Metazoa, Arthropoda, Insecta, Diptera, Culicidae. The transcript has 2 exons. Bases 1035 to 2168 code for a protein of 377 amino acids. The record is from RefSeq and is a predicted model, not a curated record.
UGUAUCAAAUGUUCGUAAAACUGCAAUCAUUGAAUUAUUUUACCUGAAUAAGAUGUACGUCAUAAAAAAUUUCAACAAUAAAAUUCGAUAUGGCUAAUCAGACCAAAAUAUCAUCAUGAAUACUGAUUGCUGCGUUCUAGUGCAAGCCAAUGCUGGCAUGAGUAUUGUAAUGAAACUAUAUCCAUUACGCUGCUGUUGUCAUGGUAAAAUGGAACCACGAAAUAGAGGCGACCCUUCUGGCCUUCAGGCGGCGAAUAUCAUACUAACAUUCCUGAUCAAGAGUUAACAUCCUCCUGCAACGCAGCAGAUUCCAUCUCUUUAGACCAAGCAACCAUAAAACCAUCUGGGAGAAAUCGAAAGGAGGAAAAGAGAGGACGGUGAGCCUUUUCGUCGAUGGAAUCCAUUGGGAAAGGAGGAGAUGGAAAAGAGGAAAAAACCGGAGAGGAAUCGGAGAGGAGCCAUUAAAAAAUCACUAAAUGUCGUUACAAGAAAUUUUAUGUAUUAAAUAUCGUUUGGAAUCAGUGUCAUUGUCAAAUUAAAUUAAAGUCCAUUGUCAUUAAAAUUAUUGUACGUGUUGUGAAUUUUAAUUUGACAACAAUCCUAAUCGAGUGUUGGGAGUUCCACUAUUCAAUCGCAUCGAAGGAUUUCGAAGGGAUAUUCCCCAACAUUUUGGUCCAGCCGAACCGGAUCUGGGAUCUUUGGUACAUCGUAUGGACGGAUUUUCUUCAUCAUAAGGCCGGUACUGCGUAAAUAUCAAGCUGCCACAGGAAUAUCGAAUCAAUACACCAAAGGAACUAUCGCUGCCAUCGUUUAAUUUGAAUGAGGACGUAGCCCAAUAAAGAAAUCCAUUCAUCCCGUAACUGAGCCAAUUGGUCUGGAAACAUAGAAGUAGGAGUUAACACAAUUUGGAGCCAUAUUUGCUUCGUCAGGUCAGUAAUAUUGAAUAGUAUAUGCCUGGCGAAGCUAGGUUUCACUACACAUACUACAUCUGAGUUAUUUGUUUCAUAACUUACAUAACAUCGAGAGGAUUCAUCAUGCCUAAUACGACCACUACCACGAAAACAUCACCGUCUCUGAAACGGCUGUUACUAAGUCUGAAAGAUGCACAUUCGACGAUCAACGACAUUUGGAAGUUUGUUUCCGAGUUCAAGGGUGAUACAGCAACGAGCCAAGCGGAGGUGCGUUUAGAAACUCUAAACUGUGCGUGGGAAAAGUUCUCUGAAACACUCCUUGACAUUAAGUGUCACGAUGAAUUUGACGACGAGGAUGAUUUUUACGAACAAGAAAAAACAGAUUCCAGAGACCGUUUUUAUCAUGCCAAGGCUUUUCUGAUGGAAAUUCUAAAGAAGGAACGGGAGCAAUCAAUGUCAACUCAAAGUAUUCGAGUGAACGAUAGUAUGCUGCAUGGGACGUUCGACCAUGUACGUCUAUCGCAAAUCAGACUGCAAAACUUUGACGGUAAUAUAGACAAAUGGUUAAGCUUCAGAGAUCUCUACGUAUCACUCAUACACUGCAAGUCGGAUCUGCCUGAUGUGGAGAAAUUUCACUACCUCAAAGGCUGCUUGCAGGGAGAACCGAAAGCUCUUGUCGACCCACUACAACUUACAGGGGCGAAUUACACGAUUGCAUGGGAAAUGUUACUAAGCAGAUAUAAUAACUCCAAACUGUUGAAAAAACGCCAGAUUCAAUCUUUAUUUAAACUACCAAUAAUCACAAAGGAAUCCGCAAGUGAAUUGCAUGUACUUCUCGAUAACUUCGAGAGAGUGGUAAAAACGCUCGACCAAAUCGUAAACCCAGAGGAUUAUAGGGAUCUUCUGCUGAUUAAUAUCCUCACUACACGUCUGGAUCCAACGACACGCCGGGGGUGGGAAGAAAUUUCCGCGAGUAAGGAACAGGAAUCAUUGGCCGAUCUCACCGAUUUUUUACACUGUAGAGUUCAAAUGUUAGAUUCCCUACCAUCGAGAACAGGAGAGAACAAAGCUAGUGGCACGUUUAAUCCACCACUAAGACAUCACCCGUCCUUCACCAAACCAAGCUACAGCACAGUACAAACAAGUACAACCCGGUGUUUAUCGUGCGAAGCUUAUCAUUCCCUCUAUCAAUGUGAUGUUUUCCAGCGAAUGACAGUAUCAGAUAGAGAUUCGUUUUUUAAAGGUCAUUCGCUUUGACUGAAACUGUUUUAGAGCGGGUC